AAAAGCGGGCAUAUUUCAAAGCCCUAAUCUCUUUGCCGGGAGAGAACACCCGCCUAAAAUUUGUUGCAGUUCACUGGGCGCGAAGUGCGAAGUUUUUUUUCAAUUUUUUUUUCUGGUCAAUUUUGAUUCGUAGUCGAGAAAUGGAGAGCGACAUCGAAGAAUCAAUCAAGAAGAAGCCGAGAAAAAAUCCACAUCCUGGCGAAUCUUCUCGCAAGAGUUUUAUGCAAGAAGAAGAUAUUAGCUUGGAGACUACACGGGCAAGAUUUUCAAAUGUCCUCAAAAGGCACAGUGAAUUAACUGAGCGUCUCUCCAGGGACUCUGACAAGAUGAUUUUUGAGCGCUUACAAAAAGAAUUUGAAGCUGCUAGAGCAUCUCAGACUCAAGAAAUAUGUUUGGAUGGUGAGCAAUGGAAUGAUGGGCUUUUAGCUACAAUAAGAGAGCGGGUUCAUAUGGAGGCAGAUAGAAAGGCCAUGCCUGCAGAAUCGGAUAUGUUGCCACUGGAAAAAAUCACCUAUAAAGUUGGAACCAAGGUUAUUUGCUGCUUGGAAGGAGCAAGGAUUGGUAUACAAUAUGAGACAUCUUUUGCUGGUGAGCCUUGUGAACUUUACCAUUGCGUGCUUGAGAGUAAGUCAUUUCUUGAAAAAAUGACCGUCCUAGAACAUACAAUUCCAUUCUUUUUGCCAAUACGAGAAGCAGAAAAUGAUCUUCUCUCCUCUAAUGCGAUGAAGUUUAUAGAUCAUAUUGGAGAACUUUUGCAGGCCUAUGUGGAUAGAAGGGAACAGGUUAGGCUUAUCAAGGAGUUAUAUGGCAACCAGAUCAGGGAGUUGUAUCAUAGCCUUCCAUUCCAUAUGGUUGAAUUUGUGCUAGAUGAUUUUGACUGCACGGUGACUGUCAGUCUGAGAUAUGCAGAUCUUAUCUAUGUGCUGCCAACUAAAAUCAGUGUGCUUGCAUGGCCAAUGCCUCAGUUUCAGAAAAAUGGAGGAACUGGAAGUCAUCCUAUUCCAGCUCGCCUAUCAUAUGCAGAGGAUGCUUUACGAACCAUGAGCUUACCGGAAGCAUAUGCAGAGAUUGUGUUGAAUUUGCCUAAGGCUAUACAACAGAUGUUUCCGCCGAAACCUCCCACUUAAAAGUGUAUUUCAGCAACUCCUAGAGAAAUGCGGAACUGUACAAAGUUAUAGCAGAGGUACGUUUGAGUGAUGUUUGUAUUUUAUUUGGUAUCAUGAAUUUGGUUAGAACAACAUCAAAAUCACAAAUUGAAGUAGGUUCAUCUGUAGGUUAGCUCCCAACUAUAAUGGCUUUUUUGUGGUUGGCAUCCAGAUGUAUAGAGCAAAGAAUACAUUAAGAUUUGCAUUUUUGUAUGUAGCAUCCCCUCUUUUGGCCA
Molecule: messenger RNA, 1381 nt
Organism: Momordica charantia (bitter melon)
Lineage: Eukaryota; Viridiplantae; Streptophyta; Magnoliopsida; Cucurbitales; Cucurbitaceae
Product: centromere protein O
Cellular component (GO): kinetochore; Mis6-Sim4 complex
Source: RefSeq, a predicted model, not a curated record